CGCCGCCUCUCUUCCUCGCCGCCUCUUGCCGCGCGGUGGACGCGCAGCCGGAGCGCCCCGGUGCUUUUCGGGACUCGGAGGGUUUAGUGUGACAUCAGCGCGCUGCCGGCAGAGCUGCCGUAGAAGACGCGGAGUUUUGAGCGGAGGAGGGACGGAUAGGGAGGAUGCUGCAGCCGCUGCCUCCAUCCUGGACCAGCCGGACCGCCCCUCAGGCUUCCUGAGCGCGGAAUCCUGCAGGAGUCUCACCACCUCAGACCCGAGCGGCGCCCCGCUGGCUCUCCGCUCUCCUGCGUCUGGCGCUCUUCCUCUGCGGGACCCACCGCGCUGUUUCCUGCGUUUGUCCCGGAAUUACGUCGAACGCGUCCCCGAACCGAAGCGACUGCGGGGUUCGGGUGGUCUCCAUGAUGCUGACGGGCCCUGGGAGGUGCCGCCGGCGCCCGGGCGGGGCUGUCCUGUGCCUGGUGUCCGCCUACCUGCUGGCCCUGCUGCUGCGCCUGCCGGAGGCUGGGGCGUCCUACCAGCCACAGAGCGGGGAGUGCAAAGGCAAAGGCAAGGAGUGCUCAGAUGUGUCAGAGAAGAAGAGCGACCUGAGGGUCUGCGACGACUCCACCUGCCGAUACGGAGGCGUCUGCAGGGACGACGGCGCUCAGCUCAAAUGUGUCUGCCAGUUCCAGUGCCACAAAAACUACAUCCCUGUGUGCGGCUCCAACGGAGACACCUACCAGAACGAGUGCUACAGGCGGCAGGCGUCCUGCAAACAGCAGAGACUCAUCUCCAGAGUCCACGACGGGCCCUGCUCCACCGAUCCUGGUUCUGGUUCAGGAGACGGAGACGAUGAAGAAGGCUCGGCCUCAGACGUUGGGAAGAAGUUCACCAAGUGCAGCACGUGUAAAUAUGGAGCCGAGUGUGACGAGGACUCGGAGGACGUCUGGUGCAUAUGCAACAUCGACUGCAGCGGCCACAACGAGAACCCGGUGUGCGCUACGGACGGAAACUCCUACAACAACCCCUGCCUGGUGCGAGAGGCGUCGUGCAUGAAGCAGGAGCAGAUAGACGUCAAACACCUGGGACGGUGCCUCGCGGAUAAAGAAAAACUGGUAAAGAAGGACGACAGCAGCCCCUUCAAAGUCAGGAUCUUAGAAACCACAGGUCCGGACCAGGGAGAGGGUUUCUACGCCGGGAUGCCCAUCCCCUGCGCCGACAGCUACGCCGGCUUCUGCGUCCACGGGAAAUGUGAGAUCAAGUUCAACAUGGCCACCUGCCGGUGUGACGCGGGAUACAAAGGUGCUCAGUGUGACGAGCCGCAGGACUUCAACAUCCUUUAUGUGGUUCCCAGCGGACAGAAGCUGCACUACGUCCUGAUCGCAGCCAUCAUCGGCGCCGUGCAGAUCGCCGUCAUCGUCGCCGUCGUAAUGUGCAUCACCAGGAAAUGUCCGAAGAACAACCGCGGCCGCCGGCAGAAACAGAACCUCGGCCACUUUUCCUCGGACACUAACUCCAGGAUGGUAUAGCCCGGCGUGGCCAGGGCUGUCUUUGAUAAGUAUUUUUCUUAAAAGGCGGGAAAGCCACUUUUUUUAAACGUAAGCGGAUAUUUCUUUUCUCCUGGGAAAAAAAAACAAUAAAAGAAGAAUACAAAUUUUUAUUUAAGAGGCCUUAUUUUUCCUCUUUUUUUUUCUUUUUUUUUGCUGUGAAAUAUAAUUUUUUCCCCCCCCAAGCAGCAGAAUCAACGCCCCCGGCUCUCCGUUACAUCCGCCUGCCCCGGUUGAAUGCGUUACGGUAAACUAACAGAGCAAUGUGAUAUUUAUUUAACUUUUUUUCCAUCUGUUCUGCUCCUUGCUAUUAAUGUGAAGCUGAUCACCAAAUGUAGUUAUUUUAAUUUCUGUUUUCUUUCUUUCUUUUUUGCGAGAAGGCGUCAGCCAUUCCAAUAAAAUUGUUUACAGUUAUUCUUGGUGUAAAAAAUCAGUUUUAAGGCUUCGGUUAAACUGAGCUAAUAAUUUAUAAUUAUCAUCAUUUCUACGGUAGUUUCUACGCGGGCUUUUUACGUUUGAUUCUGACCUGUACUUCCUGUAAAUUAGCAUGACUUGUGAAAACUGUGUACCGUGGUGUAGUUUAAACUUUUUACCAGGAAUCGUUACCGGACUCUCCGUCAGGCCCGUCCUCGUCCCGGUCCCAGAAAGUCCGCCUGGCUAACGGAGGACCCUGCGGUCGGUGUUAAAAUGAUGAAUGUGGCAUUUUUUGGAGACACACAAGGACCUACAAAGGACACGUGGACAUUUAUUUAAUGGCUACUAGGCUGGAAUGUUUUCUUGCAUCCUUGUUGGUGUAACCAGGAGGUAGAAGAUUGUAAUGAAGGACUUUUUGUCGGCAUUUCAAGUAACCGCAGGACUCCUCGGUUACGGAUAUAGAAAAGGUUUAGGGUCUCCUUUGAAUGUUGUAAAGAACUUUUUUUAUUUUAAUCUGACACUUUCUUCUCUGUGACACAUUCCAAGCACAUGGGAAUCCAUUGGGAAGUUCACAUGUUUCACGUAUUGCGUAGUGGAAUAGGUGAAACGCGCUCUACCGUCGCAGCGGCUCCUCCUGCUGGCGUGAGCAGGAAUAAAAACGUGUCUUCAAGAUGUUAGUGGUGUGCAGGUGACUUACUGCCGUUUGACUUUUUCCUUUCUCCUUUUGUCGUGUUAACGUUUUAAAGUCUUGAGGCCAGCUCUUGGUUUCCGUGUCGGUAUGUCUGUAAAGAUCCAGCUGAUGUAAAUCAUUGUCCUUUUUCAUGUUGUUCCCAAUAAACAGAAGUCAACCAAG
Molecule: messenger RNA, 2796 nt
Organism: Fundulus heteroclitus (mummichog)
Lineage: Eukaryota; Metazoa; Chordata; Actinopteri; Cyprinodontiformes; Fundulidae
Gene: tmeff1b
Product: transmembrane protein with EGF-like and two follistatin-like domains 1b
Exons: 10
Coding region: 402-1511 (369 amino acids)
Molecular function (GO): protein binding
Source: RefSeq, a predicted model, not a curated record